UGAGUGCAGCAGAGCGCUGCUAGAACCUCCUCAGAGCUGAGCUCCAGGAGACUUUCACACAAGACACACACCGCAGGCUAGCCCGGCGAAAGCCAGGUCCAGCUCUGGGGAAACAUCUGACAGGUGACAGAAGACACUCACUUGAGCAGAGAUCGAGUGCGGCUGCAGUCAGACCAGUAGGAGGUGUGGGAACUCGGACUCGGAGUGGAGCUGCUGCCUCGUCUUCUUCGAAGGAUCUGCAGCACAAACCGCUUCCCUCCGGUCAGAGUGAAGUGGUGUCAGGCUGUGACUUCCAGUCUGACAUCCAUCCUCUCCAUGGUCCCCCCUGUCCCCCAGUGGAGGAUGCAAGCCACAGUGCUGCUGUUCAUCUUGGUGGCCAGCACAGGGGCUGCCCGUUUCGGUCGUGAUGCCACUGCCAGGACCCCAGCGGAGGACCCAAAAACCAGCAAUGUCUCCCAGCCCGAGUCUCCCGCGGGGAGUCCCGCCGCACCACGCUUACCAUUCCCUCCCAUGUGCAUCAAGCCCACGGAGAUCAAGCAUGCCUUCAAGUACGUCAACACAGUGGUGUCCUGCCUAAUCUUUGUGGUCGGCAUCAUUGGGAACUCCACGCUGCUGCGCAUUAUCUACAAGAACAAGUGCAUGAGGAAUGGGCCCAACGUACUCAUCGCCAGCCUGGCUUUGGGGGACCUACUCUACAUCCUCAUUGCCAUUCCUGUCAACGUCUUUAAGCUGUUAGCAGAGGACUGGCCGUUCGGGGUGCACAUCUGCAAACUGAUGCCCUUUGUCCAGAAAGCCUCUGUAGGCAUUACGGUGCUCAGCUUGUGUGCCCUCAGCAUAGAUCGCUACCACGCAGUGACAUCAUGGAGCCGGGUAAAGGGCAUGGGCAUUCCUCUGUGGAAGACAGUGGAGGUUGCCCUGAUUUGGCUGCUGGCUGUGGUCCUUGCAGUACCAGAGGCCCUGGCAUUCGACAUGAUGGAGAUGCCGUACCGUGGGAGCAAACUGCGCGUGUGCCUUCUGCACCCCCAGCAGACCACACCCUUUAUGAAGUUUUACCAAGAUGUAAAGGACUGGUGGCUGUUUGGCUUCUACUUCUGCCUCCCUCUAGCCUGCACUGGCAUCUUCUACUCCUUGAUGUCCUGUGAAAUGCUGAGCCGCAAGAAGGGCAUGCGCAUUGCCCUCAAUGACCAUAUGAAACAGCGUCGGGAAGUGGCCAAGACCGUGUUCUGCCUGGUGGUCAUCUUCGCUCUGUGCUGGCUGCCCCUCCACCUGAGUCGCAUCCUGAAAAAAACAGUCUACAACCAGCAUGACCCGAAUCGCUGCGAGCUCCUCAGUUUCCUGCUGGUGAUGGAUUACAUUGGCAUUAACAUGGCCUCCCUCAACUCCUGUAUCAACCCCGUGGCACUGUACUUUGUGAGCCAAAAAUUUAAAAAUUGCUUCCAGUCAUGUCUGUGCUGCUGGUGCAAGAGACCAUCCAGAAACAUCUCUCCUAUUGAUGAAAGAGGCCUGGGGGUGCGCUGGAAGGGCUACUGCCAUGAGAAUGGCUUGGACCGCACCAGCUCUCGGUCCAGCCAGAAGUACAGCUCCUCCUAAGGAUGCAGCACGCCUGGAAACUAAGGAGAGGCCAACAAUUAAAGCCCAGCAUUUUACCCUUAUCACAAAAUUAUGCUGGAUGAAACAUAGACUUCAUGUGGGUUCUUGCUGCAGCAAGGCCUCGCCUCGCCAUAGGAUAGCUGUGAAGCAACCACACUGAAUCGGACCACCUUGGACACACCGGUAACCUAGGGGUAGCCACUAUUUAUGCUUAGAGAUUUAACAAGCUGUACAGCACUCCUGCAGAAAAAUCUUCAAUGUACUGGCAAGAUGUUUGUAUACAGUGAGGAGGAGAACACAGGACUACACUGGAUGGACACUGGAUGGGUUCAGAAUGAGAAUCCAGAGAACUCAGUCUUUCCCACAGCGGGACUGGGAAACUGUCAAAUCAACAGCAUGGGAAUAAUAAAAUCAUAGUUCUCUAAAUGAACAAAGCAUUAUUUAUAGCUCAGUAUUAAAAUAUUGCGUGUAUAUAACUUAUAUAUGUUUUGUACUGAUAAAGAACGGAAAGCAUACGCCUUUUAAGAAGUUGUAUAACCAUCCAACUCGAGUUCGCCCCAUAUAAAUUAAGAAUCUGAAUGCAACAACAGACAUUUUCCCACAAUCCUCUUCCUGUUCAGCUGUCAUUCUGGAAUAUAGUUAGAGCUUUUCAUUGUGUUGAGUGCCUUCGGACUUGGACUUAGACUCUCACACCUUGGGCACAUUGUCAGAAAAGACCAAUCACUUGAAAAGGACAUCAUGUUUGGUAAAGUCGAGGGCCAACAAAAAAGAGGUAGACCUUCAAUGCGACGGAUUGAUACAAUUGCCCCAGCAACGAAUGAAAAUGUUGGAAUGACCAGGCAUGCGGCGCAAGAUUGGGCAACAUUUCGCUCUCUUACACAUAGGGUCGCUAUGAGUCAUAAACAACUCGACGGCAACUAACUAAACUUUCAUUUUGUAUUUUCGUUAUUCAAAACCUAACGAAGAAACUGUACACAGGAGGUAAGAUCUUUUUGAAGCGAUGCUGGCUUUAAGAAUAUCGUUUUUAGAUGAUUUUAGUGGUUGAAUGAGGGAGAUUUUCUUUCUUUGAUAUGAAAUGUGAACAUUACCAUUUAUCAUACCGCAUUUUUUGCUGAGGUAAAGUGUAGCAUUUUUCUCCAUUUAAAUUAGAAAAAAACAUGUUUUACCUGUUGUGUAGCCCUAAUCCCUUGAAUUUUCUGCAGAAAUAUUCAUCAAAUGAGUCCUUAAUCAGUUUAAUUCCCCAUACAUUGGAUGCGUAUCUACUGCACAUUACAUGUAAGAAGAAAUAGAUCAUGAACGGUAAAGCAGCAUUACAAUACAGACACUGUUUCAGUUUUGCUGUUUAGGACAUGAAGCAGAGGAUUUUGUGUCACAUGCUGAGUUCAGACCGUAAAAAAUAUGCAUACAUUUUUUGUAAACACGACAUAAUGGUACAUUGAUUUAACUUCUAAUACAAUACACAUACAGCGCACUUACAAUGUGAACAAACGUGGUAAAGCAGACAUGUAACAAUGUGACCUAAAGGAAGCCAAAUAUAAUCUUGUGUGUAUGUGCAUUACGUGUUUUUGUGUUCACAUAGUGUUUGUUGAAAUUUUCCACAAGACACAUUUUGCUGUGUAUACUCUUGUAAGCUGUUUAGACCUAGAUCAGAUAUUUCAUUAUAUAUUUUGACUUUCUCAAAUUUAAAACGCUAAAGAUUUUAUCCUACAAAUAAUAGAUUGGAAUAUUAACAAAGCUUUUUAUAUGUUUUGAACAAUAUGCUGCAAAUAAAUAUUAUUUUAUCA
Messenger RNA from Scleropages formosus (Asian bonytongue), 3374 nucleotides. Its product is annotated as endothelin receptor type B-like. The record is from RefSeq and is a predicted model, not a curated record. Gene Ontology annotation, molecular function: endothelin receptor activity. The transcript has 8 exons. Gene Ontology annotation, cellular component: plasma membrane. NCBI's taxonomy places the organism in Eukaryota, Metazoa, Chordata, Actinopteri, Osteoglossiformes, Osteoglossidae. Gene Ontology annotation, biological process: endothelin receptor signaling pathway; developmental pigmentation; regulation of blood pressure. Bases 316 to 1590 code for a protein of 424 amino acids.